CCGAGUUCAAUAGCUGUCUUCCAGCCCAUAUUACCUCUUAUACCGCUCCUCCACGCACCCUUCCAUCUUUGUCGGAAGAUCAGAUCCAGACAACUAUCUCUUCGCUGCGAAAAAAUCCUGUCGCUGUGGAUUUGGCUUUGAAACUUUACGAUCGGCUCGAUGAUACGAGCGCUGCUCGUUUCGCGAACUGCAGACUGCAUCUGCCCUGCAUCACCUUCCAUGUCACAGACGUCAGUUUGAGCUAUGGUCCAUCCCAAGAAACCCAUUCUACGUAUGAAAUCAAGGCAGACGGACUACAUGACCUCCUGAUCAGCACCAAAGAGCCGAUCGUUCAGUCCUCGCGGACAAGGCUCAUUCAGCAAACCUUCAUGCUUGUCCGUCCCUGGGAUCGGUCCCUCCUUGAGCUACCUGACGUUGCAGAUCUGUCCGACGUUGGGGACGAUGUGGAGAACGAGGGGGAUUAUUGGACUCCACUUUCUUCUCCGUCAGACGACUCACCUAGUCGUUCUCUUCUAAAACAGGAGGUGGUUGAUCUGGAAUCACGAGCAUUGCGGUUGCUUGUUCGCCUUGGGCAGCCUUUCGGGGCAUUUUUGCUAGCGCGGCAGCGCGGCGGAGAAUACAGGAGGGUUGCGUCGGAUCGUGACAUCAUCGCACAGGUCAAAGAUGUGGCUUCUGUUGUCGACCUCAUGGACAUCAGGACGAUAGAAAUACUGUAG
Messenger RNA from Suillus subaureus, 716 nucleotides. RefSeq lists its product as uncharacterized. Bases 369 to 716 code for a protein of 115 amino acids. The transcript has a single exon. Lineage: Eukaryota; Fungi; Basidiomycota; Agaricomycetes; Boletales; Suillaceae. The record is from RefSeq and is a predicted model, not a curated record.